AUGAGGUCAUAUGCACCAAUAGUUCACCCCAUCCCUUCUUUGGAUCAGUGGGUUAAGGGUGGCUUGCCUCCAAUUAGACCUCCAUUUCAUAAGCGUCAACCAGGAAGACCCAAGAGAGUGAGGACAAAGGAGGCUGCUGAGGUUCAACUACCAGCCCCAAACCCACCAAACCCUUUGCCUCCAGGUUACACUACUCCAGUAGCAAAACUUAGAAGACUCUUCAUUAAAAUUAGAUGUGGAGCAUGUGGAAAAGAAGGCCACAAUCAAAGAGGAUGUGGAAGACAGGCUGAGGCAGCCCAAAAUGGGCAUGUUGGCCAAAAUGAAGUUCAAGCAGCUGACAAUGGAAAUGCAGGCCAAAAUGAUAUUGCCCCAGCCCAAACUAAUGCUGCCCCGGCCCAAACUGACACUGCCCCAAUCCAAAAAAAAGCUGCCCCAACUCAAACUUACACUGCCCCAGCCCAAAUUAAUAGGGGCAGAGGAAGAGGAAGAGGAAGAGGAAGAGGAAGAGGCUUAUGGAAUCCAGCUGCAAGGAUGUCAUCUUCACAACCAGUUAGUUGCCUAUUAUUCUUGCACAACUAA
This is a messenger RNA of Prunus avium (sweet cherry), 579 nucleotides long. The record is from RefSeq and is a predicted model, not a curated record. Lineage: Eukaryota; Viridiplantae; Streptophyta; Magnoliopsida; Rosales; Rosaceae.